This is a messenger RNA of Trichoderma harzianum CBS 226.95, 348 nucleotides long. RefSeq lists its product as hypothetical. The transcript has a single exon. NCBI's taxonomy places the organism in Eukaryota, Fungi, Ascomycota, Sordariomycetes, Hypocreales, Hypocreaceae. The record is from RefSeq and is a predicted model, not a curated record. Bases 1 to 348 code for a protein of 115 amino acids.
AUGCAUGCGUGUUUCUUGCGUGCAGCUCUAGCUUGCGCCGUACCUGCAGCCAGUGGCCUUGUGAUCACACACAUGCAUCUAGGGACGCAACCACCAAGAUGGGUUUGGACGAGCUACAUUGGGCAAGUCGGCGGGGCGGCUGAAGUAAUAUUGAAGCGCAAUCUCAACGCACUGGUGUUGGGGGCCGCAUCGUGCGUGUUGCGUCGUGCAAAUUUCAAUAAAAAGAAAGAAACAAAGACGCUGGUGUUGGUUGCUCUGGCGCCGACCACCUGGUGCGCGGUGUCGUUGCCUCUUGAGUUAUUGUUGUUGUGUAUAUGCAUGUCUAAUGCGGCUGAGCAUUUAGACUAA